Messenger RNA from Paramecium tetraurelia, 645 nucleotides. RefSeq lists its product as uncharacterized. Gene Ontology annotation, biological process: regulation of DNA-templated transcription. Gene Ontology annotation, molecular function: RNA polymerase II cis-regulatory region sequence-specific DNA binding; DNA-binding transcription factor activity, RNA polymerase II-specific. NCBI's taxonomy places the organism in Eukaryota, Ciliophora, Oligohymenophorea, Peniculida, Parameciidae. Gene Ontology annotation, cellular component: nucleus. The transcript is spliced from 2 exons. The record is from RefSeq and is a predicted model, not a curated record.
AUGCAAAAGAAGAUGCUCAACUACGCAUCCAGUUCUAAAAAUACAACGGAAAAUGGAAUGAAAUUGCUAAGCAUAUGUCAGGAAGAAAUACGGAGAAGAUUGCAACCUAUUAAGAUUGUAAUUAUAUUUGAAUAUAUUUGUCGUUUAAAACAAUGGACUUAAGAAGAGGAUGAAAUAAUAGUCAAGAAACACGGAAAAAAUUGGAAAAUGAUUGCUUCCCGUAAAAAUUAAUACAACUAUAGUUCCUUAGAUUUUUCAAAUAAUUUUGAGUAAACAAAUUAGAGAACGGUAUAUAAAUAAAAACAAGUAAUCAAUACUGGACCAUGGACUGAAGAAGAAGAUGCAACACUGUUUAAAUUGUAUUAAGAAUAUGGGGGAAAAUGGAGUCUCAUUUCUUCUUAUUUCAAAGGGAGGCCUGUAUCCUUAUCUCUUAAUAUUUAGGAAAAUAUGGUCAGAAAUAGAAUCUAUUGUUACAUUGUUGUUUAGUCAAAUUAUUCAAUUCUAAUUAGGAAAUCUAAAUUUUCAAAGAAUACUACAAUAUUAGAAGAGUUCAUCUUGGCCUCAUAAGUCCCUACUAGAUUAUUUAUAAAAAGAAUAAAUGAAAGCGAAAAUGAAGAUUACAAUGAAUAUAUCAAGUUUGAAUGA